Messenger RNA from Stylophora pistillata, 4288 nucleotides. Its product is annotated as serine/threonine-protein kinase Nek8. Gene Ontology annotation, molecular function: ATP binding; protein kinase activity. The record is from RefSeq and is a predicted model, not a curated record. Gene Ontology annotation, biological process: protein phosphorylation. Lineage: Eukaryota; Metazoa; Cnidaria; Anthozoa; Scleractinia; Pocilloporidae.
CAAAACAUGGCGGAGACUUCAUAUCACCGUUUGUUAGCAGAUAUACAUAUAUUUUGUUACCCCAUUUCCCUUUCUCCGAUCUCUUAUUUAGGGAGUUCAAAGUGUAAUAUAAGUCCUUUGAUCUGAUAAAGGAAUGGAAAACUACGAAAAAAUUAAGAGUAUCGGCCGUGGUGCCUACGGAACUGUAUAUCUGUGCAGACGAAUUUCCGAUGGAUGUCAUGUUAUCAUCAAACAAAUUCCUGUGGAAGAAAUGAGUAAAGAGGAGAGAGUGGCCGCUAAAAACGAAGUCCAAGUGCUUUCCAUGCUGAAACACCCAAAUAUAAUUGCUUAUUUUGAGAGUUUCGUCGAGGAAAAAGCCUUAAUGAUAGUCAUGGAAUAUGCCCAAGGAGGUACUAUGUACACUUUCCUCGAGGAACGCGAGGGAAAGCUUUUGGACGAAGACGAGAUAAUACGACUUUUCGUACAAAUUGUGCUGGCUAUUCAUCACGUCCACCAACAACACAUCCUUCAUAGGGAUCUUAAGACUCAAAACAUUUUAUUAAACAAGACAAGGAAAGUAGUAAAGAUCGGAGAUUUUGGCAUCUCAAAAAUACUGAGUAGCAAAAGCAAGGCCAACUCCGUGAUAGGCACGCCAUGUUAUAUUUCGCCAGAACUGUGCGAGGGCAAACCAUAUAAUCAAAAAAGCGAUAUUUGGGCUCUUGGAUGUGUUUUAUACGAACUAGCAACGUUAAAGAAAGCGUUCGAGGCAUCCAAUCUGCCUGCUCUGGUAAUGAAAAUUAUGAAAGGGAACUUCAUUCCGAUUUCCGAAAGAUACAGUGAAGAUUUCAAGAAUCUUGUUUUAAACAUGCUUCAGGUGGACCCCGCUAAGAGGCCAACUCUACGGCAGAUCAUGGCACAACCGCUUGUGGUCAAUGCUCUGUUUAAUCUGCACACUGAUGUAGGACGAGUUCCAUGCAACAGAGCGCCAAGACCAACAGCAGGAAUAUCGGCUGUCAUACCUCCAAAAAGUGGACGAUCAUCAAGUGGCAGCCGUCCCACAGGCAAUCAAGUCUAUCGCACCAGCUCCACAAACUCAGCCUCUGUAAUUCUUGAAGGACUUCCUGAUUUUAAGCCAAGAGAACCCCAGUAUGUAGUGUACCUGUGGGGAGGUGGCAUCAGAUCACCAGCUAAACUGACACUUCCACAGCAUGACUCUGAUGUCGUUCAGGUAGCCACAGGCAGGGCACUGAAAACAGGGGUCUCUAAAAGUGGACGUAUGAUCAUCUGGGAUUCCAAUAAGAAGGCAGUGGAUGUUUCUUCAGAUGCAGCAGAGAAGGGGAGAUUGUUGGAAGAUAUGUGGGUACCAAGGUUUCUAGAGGGGCAAUCUGGAGUGACAAUAGUCGAAGUAUCCUGUGGUGAUUUCUUUGUGGCUUGUUUGACAGAUCGUGGAAUCCUCAUGACAUUUGGGAAUGGAAUGCAUGGUGCAUUAGGACAUGGAAAUCACAAUGACGUUGGUCAGGCCAAAAUUGUUGAACAAUUGAUUGGAUUUGAAGUUAAGCAGGUGUCCUGUGGUGCUUCCCAUGUCAUGGUCGUCACGGCUGACCGUGAACUCUUCUCGUGGGGACGCGGUGACAACGGGCGUUUGGGGCUCGGAAACCAGCAGUGUUUUUCUCUUCCACAACCUGUGAGUCUUGAACCUGGUUUUACUGCGAAACAGGUCAAAUGCGGCGUGGACUGCUCGUUUGUGUUGACAUUGAAUAACAGGCUGUUAGCCUGCGGUAGUAACAGAUGUAACAAACUGGCAUUAGACACUGAGGAUCAAUCCGUGGACGAGUCACAUAUUCUGAGGCCCAUCACUUCCCUGCCUGUGAUGGCCGAGCCUGUCAAGGCUGUCACCAUGGGAACGUCACACACUGCGGUGCUAACGGACAGCGGUAAAUGCCUAACAUUCGGUUCCAACUCGUUUGGCCAGCUCGGUUAUGAACGCGAGGGAAGUUGCCGGGAGCCCAGAGUUGUUAAAGCUUUGGAAAACAAGAAGCUUACGUUUGUUUCUUGCGGAGAUACUUUUACAGUUGCAGUUAGCAAUGAUGGAGAUGUGUUCUCGUGGGGGAAGGGUGCCAGGGGGCGGCUGGGAUUGCAGACGGACGAAGACUGUGCCACACCCAUGUCUGUUACUUUAUCAACGAAAUUGAAAGUCCUCUCUGUGUCGUGUAGCCACAGCACUACCUUGAUGUGUGGACAGGUUCUUUAAGUAACAAAUCUCUUGCGAUAGCUUGAUUCCGGUGAGGUUCUUUACGUCAUCGACGAACACGUGAAGAAGAAAGAAAACGAUUGUCCCAAAUCAGCCGUUGGUCUUUAGAUUUCAGAAACAAUGCGCAUGCGAGUUUGAUCUGUUGUUAGGGAUAUCCCAUAUGUAGCAUCUUUCUAAAUGAAAUCAGUUCAGUUGUUCAACCGAAUCACAUCUAAGACCGUACUUACUAGGAUCAUUUCUACAGUACGUGUUCCGUCUUUGUAUCCUAGCAAAGACAACGCCAUCAACCGCGAUGACGAUGUACAGCGCUCAUCUCUGAGCGGGAAGCACGUUGUCGAUUCGUGACGACUAGUUGGCGACGAUUGAUGACCGUUCCUCUCCCUACUCUGGUGGGGGAAUUGGAGGAGGUGAUCGCAUUCUGAGCGGUUGAUAUUAAACAGACAAUAGGAUGUUGUAUGAGAGGGUAAUAGAUGGUGGUUGGGCUCUAAGCCUUAUACUCUUCUUCAAUUACAGUUCACCAAAAGUCAAAACAGAUUUAUCACAGUGAGUGUGCGUGCAUUUUUCUGUAACGGCAAUUAACUGAGAGAAUGUAACGGCAAUUAACUGAGAGAAUAUUCUAGUGAGGAGAAUUUCUUCAAUUACAGAUCUCCCUAAAGUCAACACAGAUUCAUCACAGUGAGUGUGCGUGAAUUUUUCUGUAACGGCAAUAACUGAGAGAAUGUGUUGAAGGACGCAGCCAUUACUCUUUGCUCUUCUCAGGACCUUUACUUGCGGGGAUGUAAUAUUCUAGUGAGGAGAAUUUCAGUAAAACUGAUCUCUUAGUGGCUUCAUUGGAUGACAACCCGAUUUGAUUUCCAAACAAUCGCUCGCAAAAAAUCAAUCUUGCAAUGACGAUCAAUGGAAAAACCCCGUUUAACACUCCAUUUUCCCACCUUAUACUGAGGUCUUCCAUCUUCAGGCAUAAUACGAUAUACUUCACAGAAAAAUAUGUCAUCAACGAUGUGAAAAGAAACCACUAAUUCGCCGUGACACAGUCUCAAAAGAGUAAGCUGCCUUAAAAACACAACAUUUGCUGUUUAUAAAAAAUGAAUAGAUAAAAAAAUUAAUGAACGGAAGCCGCGUAUUGUUUGUUAUUCAAACUCAUUACAUAACAUUUGUGAACAUGAAUUUUAAUUAUUUUCUUUUCCUGAUUUUCGUACAUAAUUUAUAAGCGGUGAAUUGACCUGCGGUCUUGGCUCGACGGCCGCUCGGCUAUUUAUGUUCCUUUUACUAAAUCGACUUUUCUUUGCAGGAAUAAAUCGAAACUCCUGUUUGAGCCACGUCGCAACAAAGCUUAUUUAGACACUUCAGCGAAGACAAUUUUCGAUUUAAUAUUAUAGUCAUGGACAAUCUGCUGUUUGACUACGAUCAUCCGACUCUCCGUGUUCUCUUCGUUUCGACGAUAAUCAUACUGGGGCUGUUGAUUAUUAACGAUUUGAUUCCUUGGGGUCCGCUGGGCCGUCGUACAAGACGCAGAGAAAGCAACCUUGUUCUAAUCAUCCUCGCAAUACUCGCCUUGGCGGUCGAGUGGACAGUUUACAUGUUUUUAUGAGUCAAAAUGAAUUAAGCUACUGGAACUUUAGUCUUCGAUCUUGCAUCAAUCGCCUACCGGCCACUCCGAUUCGAUUUUCUGAUGUGUAAAUCAGCCCUCGUCAUUUCUGCGAUUCCAGCUUACAUUUCUUCUCGCGGAGUGUUAUAACAGAUUCACAAUAUUUCAAUUUAGGUAACAUUCAAGGGAACAAGGGUAAACUAAGCUGCUGAUAUUUGAAUUUACUUUGUGGACGCUUUCUAGGACGUGGAAAGAGCUGACAUUGAUUAUUCAAACUGAACAAAGAACUCAAAAAACAAACCGUCAGGCAAUAAUUGUAGAGACUGAUCUAGGAAAGAGCCAAAGAAAGAUCGACCAGGGAGUAAAAGAUGGUUUCCAGCUGACUAUACCAUGUGGACGAUUUGAAUAUUUAAAUUGCUGUCAUUUUUCGUCACAUUUGACUUGCAAAUAAAGAACUGAAUUCACAUAUA